AUGGAAGGACUAUUACAUCGUGACAAGAGUUUUCGGAUCAAUUGGGGUGAUAAGAAAUCCACACCUACUUCAGCUAAUGAUUUGCCUCCUGCUUUGAAAGAUGAACGAGCAGCCAUUGAUGCUACUUUACGAAGAAUGCCUUCAACACAUUCUUUUGCUCAAAAAUGGGGUUCUUGUCAAGAAAUCAUUGGACGUGGUGCUUUUGGUGUUGUACGGGUAGCUCAUAAAAAGGAUAUGUCUGUACCAGGUUCUGAAGAACGUUUAUAUGCAGUCAAGGAAUUCCGGAAACGAAGUUCAGAAUCAACAAAAAGUUAUGUCAAACGUCUCACGUCUGAAUUCUGUAUUGCAUCAACACUUCAUCAUAUCAAUGUCAUUGAAACUUUGGAUCUAUUACCUUUGAAUGAUACUUCUUCUAUUUAUUGUCAAGUUAUGGAAUAUUGCAAUGGUGGUGAUCUUUUUAAUGUCAUAUAUGAAUGUUCCGAUCGUGGUCUUGAUAUUGCAGAAGCCAAUUGUUUCUUCAAACAACUUAUUCAUGGUGUUAAUUAUAUACAUAGUAUGGGAAUUGCUCAUCGAGAUCUUAAACCAGAAAAUCUUCUUUUUAGCUCUACUGGAUGUCUCAAGAUUAGUGACUUUGGAUCAGCAGAAUGUUUUAGUGUAGUGUGGGAAGAACCAGAUGCUCAAGGAAAACCAAUACUUCAUAAAAGUAAAGAUCUCGUGGGUUCUGAACCUUACAUUGCACCGGAAGAAUUUAUUCAAGACGAAUAUGACGCUCGGAAAGUGGAUGUAUGGAGCUGCGGGAUUAUUUAUCUGGCAAUGCGGACAGGAAGUCAUUUGUGGCACAUUGCAAAACAAGGAGAAGAUGAAGCAUAUGACCGAUACCUCAAGUUUAGACAAUUGGUAGAUGAAGAAAGGGAAAAUGCUCGAAGGGAACGUAGUUUACGUCGACAACAAUUACAACAACAAGAACAAUUAAAUUCAACAGUAGAAAAUGGAUCAGAUUUAUCUCUUUUACAAAUCCAAAGGGAAAUCAGUGUAUUAAAGGCCAAGGAAAAUAUCAAGAAAAAGGCAAAAGAAGGUGGUUAUGAUGUAUUGGAAAGUUUGGAUUUUGCUUCAAAGAAACUGAUUUAUCGACUAUUGGAUCCAUCAGGUGAUAAGCGGAUACUUACUUCUGACAUUCUCACCAAUGAAUGGUUUAUCAAGAUCAAAUCAUGUCAAUCUUAUUAG
Molecule: messenger RNA, 1224 nt
Organism: Halteromyces radiatus
Lineage: Eukaryota; Fungi; Mucoromycota; Mucoromycetes; Mucorales; Cunninghamellaceae
Product: kinase-like domain-containing protein
Exons: 3
Coding region: 1-1224 (407 amino acids)
Biological process (GO): intracellular signal transduction; intracellular monoatomic cation homeostasis; protein phosphorylation
Molecular function (GO): protein serine/threonine kinase activity; ATP binding
Source: RefSeq, a predicted model, not a curated record